Messenger RNA from Seminavis robusta, 2164 nucleotides. NCBI's taxonomy places the organism in Eukaryota, Bacillariophyta, Bacillariophyceae, Naviculales, Naviculaceae. The record is from the annotation of a GenBank genome assembly.
UGAGUCACAGCUUCCGGACCAGCUGCUGGAAGCAGAAGUCAUUGCUGGCCGGAGGCAGAACUAUCCCUCACAACAUUCCAAUCCAUCGUCGUCUGAAUUCCUCUGGCCAAUUUAUUUCUUGCGACAGAGAUACAUCAUACUCAUCAUUCCAAAGAUCGGCAAACCAUUGGUACGGUGCCGCAAGAGCUCUUUUGAUCCAUCCAUCCAUCCAUCCAAGUAUUAGAUUUGUUGGAUUUUCACUGUUGAAAGUGCACCCAGCCAGAGAGCGAAGCCUUUUGUCGUUUUGUGUGACCCGAUCAUCGUGUCAAGUCGGAGUCGGAAAGUGUCGAAAAUCGAUCAGAUAAUCAGCUACCCCACCUGAAGGCCAUCAGGGAGUGAAUUUAUUUGUGUACGAUUUAUCAAUUGCUAUCGAUAGAAUGAUGAUGCAAUCAACGGCCCUUCGAGGAUGCAGCUCGUGUGUAACACGACGAGUCCAGGCAGUCCAACAACAAUCUAUAUCGACAUUGGUCAAGUCUCCCCACAAACCACAGCAACAGUCACAAAGACUGACCAGUGGCCGAAUGGGGACAAUGCGAGGACGAUCACGCGAUGCGACCAGUCGAUCCAGUGCACCCUACAACAACAACAACAGCAGCAAUCAUAGUCGAAGGACUCCACUAGCCACACGACGACGCAAUGCCACACUGGCAAGCAACGGCAAGUCGUACCAUGCCACCAAACUACAAUCCACCGCCCAACACAGCAACAACAACCCUGGCCGAGAUUUCCCCAAAUGGCUGAGUGAUGUCUUGGGACACCCACGGACCGUCCCCGUGCCUCGCUGGGUAUCUCCUCGACACUACUCCAUCACAUUAUCCGAAUGCUUUGGUCAUGCCUCUUUCAUUCUGGUCGCCAUUUCCUACUCUGUCGAUGACUUUUUAAUGCUACGUAUCAUUGCCGUGGCUGGAUCCACAUCCAUGCUGUUCUUUACAUACUUUCAUCCACACGGACGAGUCCUAUGGUUGCCAUUCAAAUGGAAUUUGCUAUUCAUUGCCAUUAAUUCCUAUCGCAUUGGAAAGAUAUUCUGGGACCGAUACCUCGCCGAACAAAUCAGCCAGGAAUUGCACCAAACCCGCGACAAAUUCUUUCCACUCAUGGACCCCGUCGAAUUUGCCAAACUCGCUCGACUGGGAACCGUCGAAACAUUCACCAAGGGAGUGGUCGUUAUAGAACAGGAUCAACCCAACAAGUACGUACGGGUCGUAUUAUCGGGAGGAUUGAGAGUCGAACGAGACGAACAGCUCACGUACAAACUGGAGGAAGGCAUGUUUGUCUCGGAAAGUGGCCUCCAUGCCGGAUUAAUGUUGCCCGAUAGCAUCGAAUCCUGUUGCCGCAUUGUGGCAGAAAGUGAUGCCCGACUCUUGACAUGGGAACGCACAGAAUUGGUCGAUAUGCUCCAUCGAAGCCCACAAUUGCGUCGAGCAUUAAAGGCCGUACUGUCCUGGGAUAUUGUCCGAAAACUCAAGGCACAACGAAUCAUGUUGUUCAAUGGACUCGUUCAGGAUGCCGAAGAAUGGACCCAUCGACGACACGAACAAACUGAGCACCGAUACAAGGCCAUUUUGAAGAAUGUACUCACGCACGACGAAGUCAACAUGAACGAACGCAAAAAGGAACUCAUCAAGUAUCGGACCAUUCAUCAUAUUGAUGAUGAACAUCAUAGAGAUGCACUCAAGGAAUGCGGAUGGACUGUAGAAGAAUACGAACAGGGAUAUCGACACGAUGAUCCACCGGUCAAGAAAGGACGACAGCCUGAUUGGUAUGUACGACAACUCAUCAUGAGAAUUGUGGGGUAAGAGACAGACAGAAAGCAAGCAAAGAAGACAGACCAGUGACGGAAGCAAACAAGCAGCCAGUUUGAAGGUUACAGAACCGCACCGCAACCGUACCAAUGGUUGAGCAGAGUGACAGUCGAGUGAAACAGACAGACAAACAAGUUAGGUGAAGCGCUUUGGCGAAGAGACCGCAUAAAAGACCCAUCAUCAGAUACAAGCAAGUAGACAGGAGCAAGGGUUACAAUUAGAGAAACAACCCCUGCCUUCAUAAAACAAGUCAUAAAGAAGAUACAGACAAUGCGAUUAUUUCUAUCAGUAGUAGGCGCGUUGCUGCUGGCCAAGUCAUGCUC